Astyanax mexicanus (Mexican tetra) is the source of this 4423-nucleotide messenger RNA. RefSeq names its product potassium channel tetramerization domain containing 15a (gene kctd15a). Bases 938 to 1738 code for a protein of 266 amino acids. Gene Ontology annotation, biological process: protein homooligomerization. Gene Ontology annotation, molecular function: protein binding. The transcript is spliced from 5 exons. Lineage: Eukaryota; Metazoa; Chordata; Actinopteri; Characiformes; Acestrorhamphidae. The record is from RefSeq and is a predicted model, not a curated record.
UUGGUGUGUCGCCGCGGUGAAGCUGCCUGUCUCUGCCUGGCUGAGAGAUGCCAUUAAAGGCUGGAGGGUCUCCAUCUGACCGUGCUGGAGAUGGAAAUGGCGCGUUUGGCCGCAGGCGGGCUGUGGGGGCGCUUUCUGCUCUGCGUGCGUUCACGUUCAUACACUCCGUCCUGCUUUAAUGCACAGCGCCAUAUGACAACAGAUACGGGGGUUUAUUUAUACAAGUUGGGGUCCUGUUCCUCUGUUCCUAAAACGUAGUUAGUGUGUAGUAGUGCUCUUCUUGAAUAAAACAGCAGCUUGCGCGGUGUUGGAGCUAUUAUAGUGAGCUAUUAUAAACAGCUGAAUUUAGGAGAGAGAGAGAGAGAUACUGGAGUAGCUUAACAGUUAAUGUUUUAUUAUCUAUUAAGCUUUUAGCUUUUCUUUCUUGUGUUUUUGUUUGUUUUGCUGUAGUUAAGUUUAUUAAGGCAGAUGCGGCUGAAAUGCUGAAAUGAACACCAGCUGUGUGUGGUAAUAUGACAGGUCACAGGUACUUAGCUAGGUUAGCUAAUAGCUAGUUAACGAUAAAACACCGCAGCUCGGAUGUGUUUGUCGUUGGAACAGGUAAAAAAAACUGAUUUAAUUCGUUGGUAAAUGUGCGUAUGCGUUUCCACGUAUGAAUAAGCGAGAUCAAGUGUUCCUGUGCUCAGGCAGGGCUGAGCUAAUUGGAGGCUAAUCCUUUGCCCCCGGGGGGCGAGCCGAGAGCCCGGAGCGAGACUUCAUCUCUCCCAGCCCCUGUCCUCUGUUAUUCGGGGAGGAAACGCCUGGCUUCGGUGCGCGCUCUCUCUCACGCCUCAGCCAACAACAAAAAGAAGGAGCUAGAAAUAGAAAACACGCGAGGAAAAGACGAGGGGAUCGAUCUCAUGUUUUAAAAGAGGAGAAGGAAGAUACCACAGCAGCGAUGUCUUCCUCCAAGGAGGGAAGAAGCAUGUCUCGUCUCUCUCUGACCCGCUCUCCGGUGUCUCCUCUGGCCGCUCAGGGGAUCCCUCUCCCAGCUCAGCUGACUAAAGCCAACGCUCCAGUGCACAUUGACGUAGGAGGACACAUGUACACCAGCAGCCUGGCCACACUCACCAAGUACCCCGACUCAAGAAUAAGUCGGCUGUUCAACGGCACAGAGCCGAUCGUGUUGGACAGUCUGAAGCAGCACUAUUUCAUCGACAGGGAUGGAGAGAUAUUCCGUUACAUUCUGAGCUACCUCCGGACCAGCAAGCUGCUUCUGCCUGAAGACUUCAAGGAGUUCCAGCUGCUGUACGAGGAGGCCCGCUACUACCAGCUGAGCCCCAUGGUGAAGGAGCUGGAGCGCUGGAAGCAGGAGCGUGAGCAGCGGCGGACAUCUCAGCCCUGCGAGUGUCUGGUGGUGCGUGUGACCCCUGACCUGGGUGAGCGGAUCGCUCUGAGUGGCGAUAAGGCCCUCAUCGAGGAGAUCUUCCCUGAGACAGGAGAUGUCAUGUGUAACUCAGUCAACGCCGGCUGGAACCAGGACCCCACUCACGUCAUCCGCUUCCCACUCAAUGGAUACUGCAGACUCAACUCCGUACAGGUGCUGGAGAGAUUGUUCCAGAAAGGCUUUGCCAUGGUGGCAUCAUGUGGCGGGGGAGUGGACUCGUCUCAGUUCAGCGAGUACAUCCUGAGUCGUGAGGACAGACGCUGUCAGACCAUUCACACACCCAUCCGGAUAAAGCAGGAGCCGCUGGACUAGCAAGUCGAGCAGAAACACCUCAGACUGACCCUCAGCGGUGAGAGGCCGGCAGUGGACAGUAAGGAGAUGGCAAAAUGGAUCAAGUGUGUGCCUCUCUGCUGGACUUCUUGGACUAUUUAGGAGUUUGUGAAGAUGGAACUCUUAAUCUAGAUAAUAAAAAAACUCUUCAGAGACUGAAUUGACAGAUGUCUUGAUGAAAAAAAAAGAACAAAAACUGACAAAAAGAAGAAGUCUUGGCUUGGAGGAAAAACAGCAUUCUGUAUAUUUUGGUCUUCCACAUACCAGAGCAUACUCUUCCGGCAUUUACUUAGUCAUGACCUCAUCUGUUUUAAUGCAGAAAUCAAUCAUUUCUGCAUACCAAUCGCCCCUCGCCUCAGCACCACCAUUGGGAAAUAUUCUGAUCUCAUGUUCCAGUCUCUUUCUGUAAAUCAGUUCUUUGUGUGUGUGUGUGUGUGUGAGAUUCACCAUAUAUGAAGAAUGUGAGAACAGCACUGAGAACAAAGGCAUUUGAUUGCGAGUGCAGAGUGGAGGGGAGUUGGCUGCCUGGACUGGCCGCAGGCUGCAUGGCCUGAGCGUUAGGGCUACUAAUGCAUCCAGAGCCGCGGAGAGGGGCUGGCUGUUAGAGCACAGCCACAGGGAGACCUGUGCUUAUUUCAGGAGAGCUUUUCCAAUCUUCAGGAACACAGAGAGCCACCACAAAAACAAUGAUGGCUGGUAGUUUUUUUUUUUUUUAUUUAAGUCAGCAACAAUACUGUCAUCCAGUCUCAGAUAAGUUAAUAUCUCCACAUAAAUAUUUCGAAUUUACACGCCUGUAUAACUAUGGUGGCUGCAUUUUACUGAAGGGUGGCAUUCCUAAGGUUAAAGCAGGAUUCUUUUUCUUUUUAAUAAAAAUAAAAAAAAACUUUUCCAGGACACGCAGCUUAACUUAAUAUUUCCAGUUUAUGCUAGGAACUGUUACACAGCUGACAAUGUGUGUAACAAUGUGUGAGACACAUGUUAAACAGUGUCAAAUUCACCAACAAAAGUAUUCAUUUAUUGAGCAGUUAUUUACGUACCCAUCUAUGACAUUACACACUGUUAAACACGGUGCAGUGUAACAGAACCGUCUCCAUCAAAACUAAUAAUGCAUCAGACAAAAAUCUAAGUUUAAUCUUAACUUAGUUUAAGAUUAACUUUCUUCAUAUUCAUAUCAUAUCCUGUUUUUUUUUUGAAGUUUAUUUUUAUUUUAAAAUAGUUUCCAUGAAAACACAAUUCAGUCGGCUUAUUCUUAUUUCAAGUCAUAGUUUGUAUCAUUAGAGGUUGGGUGUAGGAGUCCUAUCAUAAACCUUGUGAAAAUUGUUAGCCUUCAGCAAAGUGUUAGCCAAAUGAUUAGAAACCUCUAAUCAAGAAAUAUCUGCUUGUGAAAUGAUGGUGGGUGACUUAUUUAUUACCUUUUAAAUCUGAGGUUGCUGUGAAGUGUUCUUUUGUUGAUGCUAUAAACAAUGAAAGAAGUGCUGGAUUGGAACAAUGGUUCUUCUAUGGUAUCGCUUAAAUAACCCUUUGAAGUGGAUUAAAUUCAAACUCAUCUGCAGAACACUAAAGAACAUUAAAUCAUAUUGAUAAAAGGUCAAAUAAAGCAAGCAAGCAGUGCUUCCUGGAUCCCACAGGAAGCUCUUUUCAUGAAGGCAGCAUUAGGUAGGGGAAAUGAGAGAUUACUCAGAUUAAUGAACACAGGGCUGCGAUACUGCUCUUCCUGCAUGGUCGGAGUUGCUGGCGGAGCUGGUCCUACCAGAGCAGAAGGGGGCUUAGUGUGCUCCUUGAGGGGCCCAUCAGGGCUGAGGCGGAAGGGCACGGGUCAGAGAGAAGCUAGACUCCUCCCCACACUGCCCCAGGAGCUGAGGUCACUUUCCCACAAUCCUUUUACUCACCCGGACCCCCGAGCCAAACAGGCCCAGUCAUAGGGAGGAGAGCGUACGGCGCGCGGGCAGCUGGAGGAAGAUGGAAAGGUUACUUAGGUGGCUGAGAAACAGCGAGCGAUGCUUAAUGUGUUGUAAAAAUGCACAUUUAAUAGCCCCAGUAUUCUUUAGGCUCUGUAACCUCAUUAAGAGGGCAGAGGUCACAGAGAUGCCACCAUGUUCUACAAGAUCAGGCGCUGAGUGUUGUCUUACUAAGACAGUAUGAACGUGCCGAGACCUUAUUCUUCACGCUAUCCACUGAAAGUGAUGCUCUGGUCCGCCCUGACCCUCAUGCAGUGGGUGUUGUGAGGGGGCUUGUUGCAAAUUUUACCAUCACAGUUAUAGCAGAUAAUACACUGUAAAAACAUGUCGUUUGUGUUGGAGUUUUUGGUAUUUCAUCAAACGAUAAAGAAAAUGCUUCCACCAGCCAUGCAACUGGAUUUCAGACCACAGACACAGAAAUGGAUCUCAUACAUACACUGAGAACUUCAAGAAAGGACUUCGGUAUGGACCAUAAAGAACUAAGAAAAAUCUUAAUUUAAAUACUGUUCUAAUGGAUGUUGUGUCAAAAAUGUAUAAUAUUACAGUAAGGUGCAAAUGUUAACUAUUAUUUAAAUAAAGCUCAUUACAUUUCUUUUUUUGUUCAUACAUAAUUAUUAAGAAACAUUGUAGUAGUGCAGGCAUGUGUUCACUAUCCUUUUGUAAUUGGUGUUGAUCAAAUGGACUUUUAAUAAAUUGUUGGACUUUUUUU